AUGCACAAUCCAGCCGCAGCGUGGGCCCGGAUGGCCUUGCUGGGAUUGCUUCCCGCCUUGGCAUUCGCGCUACACAGAUUCAAUGCGCUUGAGGCCAUCACGAGUUUCUACACAGGCCCAGGCAGCUACAGCCGCAUCCUGGCCACUGUGCUCUUGGCCCUGAACUGGAAGAGCCUGCCUUUGGCCUGGAAUGUCCGGAUAUGGCAUGCCAUGAUCUUGCACUUGUUCGUUCGCGAAUUCCAUGCCCACACGCCCGACAAGCUCUUCCACCCCAUCAUCAGCGAGUCGCACGCAUCCAUAGGCGAGAUUGACUACCGUCUGCACAAGUCAAACUCGACCUACCUCGCCGACCUCGACAUCAGUCGCUCGCAUCUCGUCUCGCAUCUCGUCGCCCGCGCCGGCCAUCUGGCCGCGAGCAAUGCCAAGACGCGCCUGGUCAUGGACCCGUCCAAUCCGUCCAAGCCCGCCCGAGGCUCCUUCAAUAUCGGCAUAGGCGGCGUCCACUGUUCGUUCAAGAGGGAGAUCAAGCCCUUCCAAAAGUACGAGAUGUGGUCCCGCAUCUUGUCCUGGGACCGAAAGUGGCUAUAUAUAGCCACCCACUUUGUCGAGAAGGGAGCCGUGCUGCCGCGGUCCUGGGACGCACACAAUUGCGGCCGGACGAGAUCCAGCCCCGGAAAACCCCAGGACUGGGAAAAGAAGAUUUUCGCCACCGCCGUCACCUCGUACGUGUUUAAGCUUGGCCGGCUGACUAUCCACCCGGCUAUUAUGCUCGGGGCGAGCGGCCUUUUGCCGGAGCGUCCAGGGGGGUGGACUUUGGCCGACAAUGGCGAAAGCCCUACGUCGGGGGAUAUCGUCGGUGCCGACGAACUCGGUGACGUCCAGACGCCCGAGUGGACGUGGGAACGGACCGAGAAGGAACGCAGGAGAGGCUUGGAGUAUGCGCGACACUUUGCUGCCAUGGAUGAUCUGCACGGCUGGUUUGACGGUGGUGAAGACGGGGCGCUGGGUCGUUUCUUUUUGGGCUAG
This is a messenger RNA of Metarhizium brunneum ARSEF 3297, 1026 nucleotides long. RefSeq lists its product as uncharacterized. Lineage: Eukaryota; Fungi; Ascomycota; Sordariomycetes; Hypocreales; Clavicipitaceae. The record is from RefSeq and is a predicted model, not a curated record.